Molecule: messenger RNA, 1308 nt
Organism: Penicillium expansum
Lineage: Eukaryota; Fungi; Ascomycota; Eurotiomycetes; Eurotiales; Aspergillaceae
Exons: 3
Coding region: 1-1308 (435 amino acids)
Source: RefSeq, a predicted model, not a curated record
AUGCUCGGGCUAAGCGACGGCGGCUCAAGAUCCUCCAGGAUGCUUGCCUUUGUUCUGGCUGCCAUUUUGCUGAAUAGUCCAGCUCCAGUGGUUUUCGGAUUGAUAACCACACCGGGUUCGCCCUGCACAGAUGUGUGCGGUAAAACGACCAACACUACAUCUUCCGAGGUUGCGUGUGCGGAUCAAUCGUACAAUCAAACAUCAGUAGGGAGAACUUUCAGAGACUGUGUCUCCUGCCAGUUGGACAGCAAGUUCAACGAUGAGAACACUGGGGAAUCGGAUGUGAACUGGGGACUCUAUAACCUGCGCUACGCUUUUUCAACCUGUGUGUUUGGAUUUCCAGACGCGAUCUCAAAUCUCUCGUCACCGUGCCCAGUAGCAUGUGAUGGUGUCCGUUUAGCAGUUGAAACCAAUAUUGAAGACCCAGACACAUCGAAUCUGAACUCGUGGUGUGAUACCCCGUCGUUCGCGGAUAAUGUCGUCAACACCUGCGAGUUCUGCUACAACUUGACAACCUCGCAAGUUUACAUGGCAAACUUCCUCGAGUCCAUCCGCUACAACUGUCAUUUUAAGACAGUAACGGGCACUACCUUUGAUAUAUCCCCAACCAGAAUCUUCACCCAAUCCCUUCUCCCCUCAAGUCUCUCACUCACAACGUCCCUUCCCAAACUCUCAAAAGUGGAUCUGGGAGUUGUGAUUGCGGUACCAGUCAUAGGAUUCCUAAUCCUUGUCGCGUCGAUUGCGAUAUGUUGCUACUUCUUCAUCCGGCAUCGACGCAAGAAGGCCCGUCGGAACCGUCACACGGUGAAUCCGUACAACCACUGGAAUGGUGCAUCGCCGAUCAGCGCGCAGCAGCAGCAGCAAGCCUGGGCCGAGCAACAGAUGUAUAACUCUGGCGCAUAUGGGCACGGGGCAGGCUUUGGCUUUGUUGAUAAUGAUGGCCGUGGACAGGAGCUUGCAUAUGGCCCUGGUCAAGACCAACAGUAUCAAAACCAACAGUACCAGCAGCACUUCCAAGGUCAGGAUAAGUCGGGCUUCUCGCAGGAUAUUAUUGAAGACGAGUCUGCUCAACAGCAGUACCAGCAGCAACAGCUUGCUCAACAACAACAACAGUACCAGCAGCAACAGCAACAGCAUGCUCAACAACAAUAUCAGCAGCAGCAGCAGCAGCAACAGCAACAGCAACAUGCUCAGGUGCCUGCUCACACUCAAAUCUUUGAGCCGGAUCAGAAGGGCGAACAUGCUGAGGCUCCUGUUCACCCCCAGGUCCUAGACCCAGACCGAAAGGACCCUCAGCAGUGGCAGUGA